CAAAGUCGGACACAUUGCUGAAAUUGGAAACUUUGGGAAAAGUGUGGAAUUCCUGCCCGAUCUGUUUUACAAUGGGAAUGACAGAAUGGGAAUAGGAGGAAAAAAUGAAAGCAGCGACUGAGCUCAAAUACAAUAUCUCUUUUGGAUUAUCUGCGUGCGGAACUCUUUAAUUCAUAUUAUUUACCGGCUGCGGUCGGCAUGGCGGAGGGCUUGGAGGCAGCGGGUCCCAUUGACUGGAAGGAGAGGUGCACCACCCUGGAGACCCAGCUCCUCAAGUUCAGGAUCCAGGCCAGCAAGAUCCGGGAGCUGCUCGCCGAAAAGAUGCAGCAGCUGGAGAGGCAGGUUCUGGAUGCUGAUCGGAGAGCUGAGAAGGCCAGUCAGCAGGUUCAGGUGAUGGAGGAGAAGCUGAAGGCGGCCAACAUUCAAACCAGCGAGUCGGAGACCCGGCUGUAUAAGAGGAGCCAGGACCUGGAGACCCUGGUGCAGGAGAAGGAUGACAUCAUCCAGGGGCUGGAGCAGCAGCUGGACGAGCAGAACCAAAUGAGAUUCCAAGAAGCCAAGAUCGUAGAAGAGAAAGCAACAAAAAUCAAGGAGUGGGUGACACUGAAGCUGCAUGAGCUGGAGCUCGAGAACAAGAACUUGCGCUCGAUCAACCAGUGUCAGACUGAGGAGAUCAAGACGCUCCAGAGGCAGCUUCGGGAGGCAGAGGUGAAGAAGUCUCACUCUGUGACCCCCAAGCCUGGGGAAGCUCAGAGGCUCAGCAGCCUGACGUUCGGCUGCUUCCAGGUCAGAGCCAAAAAUCCCCAGGUCCUGACUGGAACAGAACAAGGGCACCGGGCCACCAAUCAGGAGACUGCAGGGUCGGAGGGGAGAGUGGCAGCAGAGAAAGAAACCAGUAAAGAUUCCCAACCUCAGAGUGGUCGAGAUGACAGCAAGAACCAGAGACCUGUACUGCCUAGCGUGGGCAAGAAAGGGGGGAGAAAGGGCCAGGGGGGAGAGGCAGCCUGCGGUGGGGUGAUGAGUGAGGGCAGCUCUGACGAGGAGGGGGAGGGGGGGAGUGGGCGGGAGAGACCCAAGUCUCGCUGUGUGUCCUCUGCACUCUCCAGCCCUGCCUCUGAUGGGCGCUACAGCCGGGCUGGGAGCGAGACUUACCUGACCGCCUCAGACAAUAGCAGCUCUCUGUUUGAUGAGGACAUGCAGCGGGCCGACCCCAAGGGGGUGUACCAGCUCCCCCAGAUAGACCACCUGAGAGACGGCACGGCUGCAGGCUGCCUAGGGAAGAAGAGGCCGGAUCGGGACAGCUCUUCGGAGGAGUUGAGUAAGAAGUUCCAGUCCCAGCGCCUCGACUCGUCAUCCUCCUCCAGCGAAGCCAACACCCCCAGCCCCAUCCUGACCCCUACGCUCACCCCCAAACACCCCACCCUGGAGACCAGCCCCCUCUCCCUCCCACACUCCCCCAGCAAGCUGCCCCCUCCCAGGCUGCGCACCCCCACCGUGUUCAGCAUCAGCGUGGCCCUGGCCAAGAAGCACCUGAGCCAGCCACAGCUCAGCUCCGACCGGCUGUUUGGCCGCAACCGCAACGCCAUCAGCAUGGUGCGGCCGCUCUGGCAGCAGGAUGACAUGGAGCUGGAGGAGCGAGCCCAGCCGGGGGGCUCCGAGCCCGGCCUGGAUGAGGGGGUCUUCUCCUACGACUCCUCCGAGGAGCUGGACGGAGGGGCAGAGCUCCUGGGGAGAGCGCAGGGCAGCAAGCCGCCCACCCCCCCUCUGCACAGAUUUCCAUCCUGGGAAAGCAGAAUUUACGCGGUAGCCAAAUCUGGGAUCAGACUGUCUGAAGCCACAUAUCCUGAGCUUGCCAACAAAAGCUCUGGGUCUCUCUCUUCAUACUCCACCUCUGGGUCGUACACCUCUCUGAUAUACAAGAACAUGACCACUCCAGUCUACACCGCACUCAAAGGGAAAGCCACCCAGCUGAGCAGCAGCCCGUUCUCUGAUGAGUCGUCAGGCUCCGAGGAGGAGGAGAGCUCCCGCUCCAGCUCCAGGACCUCUGGCUCAGACUCCAGGAGGGGCAGCGGGACAGGGAGCCCCCGCGCCAUCAAGAGAGUGUCAGGGGUGUCCAUGUCAUCGAUGACCUCAGAGAGCGACUACGCCAUCCCUCCUGAUGCCUACUCUACCGACACGGAAUGCUCGGAGCCAGAGCAGAAACUGCCCAAGACCUGCUCCUCCUCCAGCGACAAUGGCAAGAACGAGCCUUUGGAAAAAUCCGGGUACUUGUUGAAGAUGGGAGGGAAAGUGAAGACCUGGAAAAGACGCUGGUUUGUCCUGAAAGGAGGUGAACUGCUGUACUACAAGUCGCCAAGUGAUGUGAUCAGAAAGCCACAGGGGCAGAUUGAGCUCAGUGCCUCCAGCAGUAUAGUCCGGGGGGACGGGAAGCAAACCAUUCAGAUGAUCACUGAGAAGCGAGUCUAUUACCUGACUGCUGAUUCCCCCAAUAUCCUGGAGGAGUGGAUCCGCGUGCUGCAGAACGUACUGCGAGUGCAGGCCGCCAGCCUGCUUUUCACACAGCCCGAGGCCAAGCCAGCCAUGAAGGGGUUGCUCACCAAGGUGAAGCACGGAUACUCCAAGCGGGUGUGGUGCGCAAUCAUUGGGAAAACGCUGUACUAUUUCCGCAGUCAGGAAGACAAGUUCCCGCUGGGUCAGAUCAAGCUGUGGGAGGCCCGGGUAGAGGAGGUUGACCGGUCCUGCGACUCGGACGAGGACUACGAGACCAGCGGCCGCAGUCUGCUGUCCACUCACUACACCAUCGCCGUCCAGCCCAAGGAGCAGGGCCCCACCUACCUCCUCAUUGGCUCCAAGCACGAGAAGGACACCUGGCUAUACCACCUGACUGUGGCUGCGGGCAGCACGACCGUCGCAGUGGGCACGGAGUUCGAGCAGCUGGUGGGGAAGCUGCUCAACGUGGAGGGAGACCCCGGCUCUCAGAUCUGGAGGCACCCCACCCUGUGUUGUAGUAAAGAGGGCAUCACCUCCCCACUCACCACCCUGCCCUCGGAGGCACUGCAGACCGAGGCCAUCAAGCUCUUCAAAACAUGCCAGCUAUUCAUUAACGUUGCAAUCGACACCCCUGCCAUCGACUACCAUGUGUCCCUGGCACAGAGCGCACUGCAGGUGUGCCUCACCCACCCCGAGCUGCAGAACGAGAUCUACUGCCAGCUCAUCAAGCAGAGCCACAAGAGGCAGCCCCCGGACCAGGCUGGGCCCAUGCAGGGCUGGCAGCUGCUUGCUCUCUGUGUGGGACUCUUCCUGCCUCAGCACCCCUUCCUGUGGCUCCUAAAACUGCACCUCAAGAGGCAUGGGGACUCCAGGACGGAGUUUGGGAAGUACGUUAUCUACUGCCAGCGCUGUGUGGAGCGCACUCAGCAGAAGGGGGAGCGCAAGGCCAAGCCAUCCCGCAUGGAGAUCCUGUCCAUCCUGCUGAGGAACCCCUACCAUCUCUCCCUGCCCUUCAGCAUCCCUGUGCACUUCCUCAACAACACCUACCAGGUGGUGGGGUUUGAUGCAUGCACCACGGUGGAGGAGUUCUUGAGCACACUGAACCAGGACACUGGCAUGAGGAGACCCACACAGUCCGGCUUCGCUCUCUUCACUGACGACCCCUCUGGCAGGGAUCAGGAGCACUGUCUGCAGGGCAGCAUCAAGAUCUGCGAUAUCAUCUCUAAAUGGGAGCAGGCCUCCAAGGAGCAGCAUACCGGCAAGUCUGAGAGCACAAGGACAGUGCGGCUCACCUACAAAAACAGGUUGUAUUUCUCUGUGCAGGCUCGUGGUGAGACUGACCGGGAGAGGCUGCUGCUCAUGUACCAGACCAGCGAGGAGAUCCUUCAGGGACAGUUCCCUGUCAACAAGGAGCUGGCUCUGGAGAUGGCAGCGCUGCUGGCACAGGUGGAGUUCGGAGACUUCGAGCGACCGUUCUCCACGCCGGCAGGUCAGGUGACUGCCCAGUCCAAAUCCAGCCAGAGUCUGAAGCAGGUUCUGGAGAGGUUCUACCCCAAGCAGUACCGGCAGGGCUGCUCCGAGGACCAGCUCAGGCAGCUCCGGCAGAGGCUGUCAGCAAGGUGGAUGUCUCUGAGGGGCCGCACCGCCUCGGACUGCAUUCGGAUCUACCUGACCGUGGCUAGGAAAUGGCCUUUCUAUGGGGCUCGGCUCUUUACAGCAAAGCCCAUCACCUCCUCGCCCUUCCCAGAUGCUCUGGUCAGGCUGGCAGUGCACGAGGACGGGAUAAGUGUGCUGGAGUACAGCUCCAUGAGGCUGCUGGUGUCGUACCGGCCCAGGAACCUGAUGACGUUCGGAGGCUGCCGCGAUGACUUCAUGCUGGUGGUGGGUCAGUCCAGCAGCAACGGUCACCCCAAGGACAAGCCCACGGAGAAGCUCUUGUUUGCCAUGCCCAAGCCCAAGAUUCUGGAGAUGACCCUGCUGAUCGCCAGCUACAUCAACAGUGUCCACCAGCAGAAAGCCGCUGCCCAUCACCUCUCUGCCCCAGCCCUGCUCUCCGCCCCGCUGACUGGACCCAAGAGCAGGGAGAUGGGGAGCCAGCCACUGCUGUCCCCCAACAGACCCACCAAGGGACCCACCCUUCUGUGAGCCCAGGCACCCUGAGCCACUCCCUGACUGAGCUUGCUCCUCAGCUGACCAGAGAAAGCAACAGCCUCCAAACCGCAAGCCAUUAGACCCUCACUGAACAAGGGGACUGUCCUACUGUGAAAUGAGCAGCACCCCCUGCUGGCAGACCCAGUGCAUCUGGUUCCAUGCUAGAUCUUUAGCUCAAAGUUUCGAGCAACCUUUACAAAAUCCUGUAGGGCCAUGCCAGUACAUGUUAAAGGGAUACUGUAUAUAGUCUACAUUUGUAAUCAUUCAUUUCUUACCUGUUUAUGUAUUUAUCAUGUGUGAGUGUCUAUUAUUGCUUACAACAUUGUUUGCUCUGUUUAUUAACCGUUCCAGCAAAAAAUGCUUCUGAAAAGAGUUCACAAGACUGAUUGUGGGGAAGCAUAUCCGUGUUGCACAGGUUUCAAUGUGCAAUGCUCCACACAUUGGCUUUCGGACCACAGUAAGCCUUUAAAAUACUUUGCUGGAAUAGAUGGUAAACAUGGCAAAAUAUGAUUUAAGAAGAAACAACAGUAGCGAACACACAUAAUAGGAUAUUAAAUAUCAGAAAACACUUUGAUUAUAUAAACGGUCCCUUUAAGAACGAGGAUCACCCCUUUAGACUGGACUGCGGGAAGGCUGGGCUAAUUGAAAGCAUUGCUGUAUUCAGUACAUUGUGUUGUUAAGAGUGUCUCGUUUAUUUAAAGCUAUGCUGGGGUAUUUGUGAACUAGCCACUCAGAAAGAUGUCUUCAAAUGACCAGCUACUAGAAACAAUAACUACUGGAACUUCAAAGUGCUUUUAAUAUAAUAUAAAAAUUGUAGUAGGCAAAAAAAAUAAAAAUAAUUUAAUAUAAAUGUAAAUAUAAAAUAAUUGGAGCUGUAGUCAAAACUCUUAGAACGGGUAAACUGAGGUGGAACUGACACUGCUUAUGCAAUUAUGUAUAUGGUAUAUCUGGUUUCAAAAAUGAGCAAAUGAUCAUUUCCUUAGGUGUGCCUGUCCUUAAACAACUAGCUAACUGUAAACCAGCAUGUUUCUGUUGAAGCUCCCCAUUAUAAACCAUCCCUAAACAGAGGCUACAGGAUGAUGAAACAUUCUCCCCCACUAAAGACACUUACAGUGCAGCUUUACUGUGGUAAACCUUAUAAGGGUGCCCCCUACUCAAAGAAGUCAGUUCUAUAUAGUUUUUCACAACACACUUUAGUUUUUAAAUGUACUGUGUAAACAGUUUAGCAGUGCAGUAUUAUUGACCACAGUAUAUAAAAUACAUACUUGUAUUUUCAUUGCUCUGCUGUGCAGAUCAUAUUCACACUGUGAUAAAGCAAUUAUUAUUAUUAUUAUUAUUAUUAUUAUUAUUAUUAUUAUUAUUAUUAUUAUUAUUAUUAUUAUUAUUAUUAUUAUUAAUAGUAGUAGUCAUAGUAGUAGUAGUAGUAGUAGUAGUAGUAUCAAAUUAGUUUUUUAUUCGAACUAACAAUAGAGGAGGCACUUUUGUAAUUAAAGUUUAACAUCAUCAUUGCAUUUUGUUACUUAUUCUUGUAUCAGUGUUGCCCUGUUUUCACAUAAGGAAUUGAUUCAUGGUUGAACGAUAUGUUAUUAUGCAUAGUUACAAUGUACUUAACAUGGAAACCUUUUUGCACACUAUAUAUGUACACAAUUGUAUCAGAAAAGGGUUAUGGUUGGGGUUUGGGUUAGGGUUAGAGUUAAGGUUAGGGUUAGAGCUAAGGUUAGGGUUAGGGUUAGUAAAUUGUAACUAUGCAUAAUAACAUUUUAAUUAUGUGUAAGCACACAUGUAUUUACUAAGUAACUGCUAUUUUAAAUACACAGUAAUUAGACACACUGAAUGCAAAGUGUCACCCAGUAUUUUCCUGGUUUGUGUUUUGUUUUUGGGCUGCAUGGUAAGGUGAGGGAGUCUAGUAUCGAUUCGACAGUAUUUUAUAUUGUGUGUGUUUAAUUUCAAAGAGCCUGUGUCGGCCAUGUGGUGUCUCUACCCAUGUGCUUUGUAAUGUGUGUGCAAGGUGAUCUGGUAUACACCUUUGCCCAGCUCAGUGUCGUGCUUUGUGUCUGUAAUCAAGAGAAGUCUAUGACUGUUAUACAAUAUUUAAAGUGCAAUGCUUUAAUGCCAAGCUGCCUAAAUAUUUAUUUUAUUUAGUUUGCUUUCUGCUAAUUCUCACAGUUCUUUAAAAAUGUAAUAAAUGCACUUUAUAAACAUA
Messenger RNA from Acipenser ruthenus (sterlet), 6844 nucleotides. Its product is annotated as pleckstrin homology domain-containing family H member 2-like. Gene Ontology annotation, cellular component: cytoskeleton; cytoplasm. Gene Ontology annotation, biological process: negative regulation of actin filament depolymerization. Gene Ontology annotation, molecular function: actin binding. NCBI's taxonomy places the organism in Eukaryota, Metazoa, Chordata, Actinopteri, Acipenseriformes, Acipenseridae. The transcript has 30 exons. The record is from RefSeq and is a predicted model, not a curated record. The coding region runs from base 199 to 4635 and encodes 1478 amino acids.